AUGGCCGCUUCCCGCUCCGGCCACGGCUCAGGCUCAGGCGGCAACAAGCUCGUAAUCUCCAAGGAAGGCGAAUUUGGUGCCAAGGUAGCUGCCACGUCCAUCCACUCGCUUGGGAUCAUCGCUACGGGCCUCAUAAAUCGUAAUUUCAUGGACGCCAUGCUCGAGGAAGCCUUGGACAUAGCCGCGACUUGGCCGAACGCGACGGUCAAGCCCAAGGGCCCAAGCAAGGAGGAGACCAAAGACAAAAAGGAGGAGGAAGGAAAGAACGAGGAGACAGAGAAGACUGUGGCCAAGGAGGAGGUAAUGAAGAAAUCGAAAACAGAGCUGAGAAGGGAGAGGAGGGCGAGGCGGGCGGCAAGGAGGGGAAAUAAGACCAUAUUCUGGUCCUUGUAA
This is a messenger RNA of Gaeumannomyces tritici R3-111a-1, 393 nucleotides long. RefSeq lists its product as hypothetical. The transcript is spliced from 2 exons. The record is from RefSeq and is a predicted model, not a curated record. The coding region runs from base 1 to 393 and encodes 130 amino acids. NCBI's taxonomy places the organism in Eukaryota, Fungi, Ascomycota, Sordariomycetes, Magnaporthales, Magnaporthaceae.